AUACAGUUAAAGAACGUAAAUAACUCAAACUUAGCACGCACUAAUAUACAGUCAUUUUAUUAUUUUUUCUUGCAAAUAUCAAAACAGUUCUCUCCUGAAUUUCAUAACAUCUUAACCUUUUGGAUCAUUUGUUGAAGAUGUCGAGUAGCGUUUUUCGGGUACUGUCUACCUUAACAUCAUUAAGAUGCUUAUCUGCAUUACCUGCAAUCAAUCGAGUAUUUAAUAGUUCUAUAUCAUCAAAAUAUCCAAUUUCAGCUUUGAAUUACAAGUUUCGUGAGUAUAAUAAUUGAAAGAUAAUGAAAUUGACUUUUUUUUGUGACUCGAUAAGAUAUCAGAAGUCAUAUGAAAUAUAUCAUUUUCUAAUAAGUUCAUACGGUUGACAAACUUCGAGGCCCAAAGUUCAAGUGAAAAUGGUAACUGAAAAUAUUCACAUUCCAGUGAUCCGUGAAAAUUCUAUUAAUGCUGGAUCUAAUGAUGUAAUUGACUUGACUAAAUUCGUUACUUAUGAGGAAAUAAAGGAACUUCCCAGUUAUCCAGCAAAAAUGUUAAUUGAUGUUAGAGAGCCAAAGGAAUUGGAAGAAACAGGACGAAUCCCUACAUCAAUAAAUAUCCCACUGAAAGUGGUUACAGAAACACUUGAGCUUUCUACCCACGAGUUUGUUAAUAGAUUCCGGCGAUUGAAACCUACUAUUUGGACUGAAGUUAUUUUUACAUGUCGAUCUGGUAAACGUGCUGAAGAUGCCUGUGAAAUGGCUAGAAAUUUAGGAUUUAAAAAUGUGAAGAACUAUAAAGGAUCUUGGAUGGAAUGGGCCGAAAAGGAAGGUCUUAAGAAGUAAAUUCCACUGCCUUAAAAAUAGAAAUGUGUACAACCAGUAGCAAAUAAAUAAAUACAUUUUCAUUGCAUUUUAAAAUCA
This is a messenger RNA of Chironomus riparius, 914 nucleotides long. NCBI's taxonomy places the organism in Eukaryota, Metazoa, Arthropoda, Insecta, Diptera, Chironomidae. The record is from the annotation of a GenBank genome assembly.